Messenger RNA from Cladocopium goreaui, 2068 nucleotides. The record is from the annotation of a GenBank genome assembly. NCBI's taxonomy places the organism in Eukaryota, Dinophyceae, Suessiales, Symbiodiniaceae.
AGUGUAGAGAAGAGCCAAAAUCAUACUACCAGAUACUACCAGUGUAUUAGCAGAUAUGUGCAGUGCAGUGUAGGUGUCAUUCCAAAUGUUUGACUGAGUGUGCCCUAGUUUGCGCUGACUCUCAUGCCGAAUUUGACAUAACACAGGCUCAACAUUCAACCUUGGCAGGUAGCCUUAGGCAGGUAGUCGGCAACGCUUUCAAAACUUGCAAGCGCUGGUAGGCUGAGAUGCACUUCCCUCGUUGCCUUUGCUUCUGGUUGCUUUGCAAUUCCUGGUGUGGAUUGGCAGUUUUGAAUGAAGACAGGCAGCUCAGUGAAAGAGGACGUGACGGGGACAAUGCGACCUCAGUCAACGUUUCAAGUGCAGAGACUGGCCAAAAGGAUGAUAAGAAACACGACAUGGAAAUUGAGACGCAGCUGAACAACUUCAUGCAGCCACACUCGUUGCAACCUUUCUACUUCAUUCCAAUCAGUAGCUGCGUCAUCGUCGUGUUGCAGUUCUCCAUCUUCGGUUUCUCUAUAAAGUUCAAACCCGCUGAAGCGGAGUGUUGCAUCUACAAGAAGUGUGUCAACCGCCUGAAGUCCCUUGCAAAGGAAUUAGGCACGAUAGCUUUCAUCUUACUGGCUUUAGUCACUUGGAGACAUGAUGUUCUCAAGUGGAAAGCGAUGCCUGCUGAAGACCAACUGGAGACAUUCUGCUACUUCUUGGUGGUCUUGGUGACCUCCCCCAACACCAAAGCAGCACUGGCACAUUUUGCGAUCUUGCGCGUCCAGUCACCUACAGCUGUAUUUGGGGUCAAUCCCAAGUACAGAAGCCUGCCAGGUUGCGGCAUACCUGUCUUCCCCUGCACAGCCAGCUGGAUGACACCAUUGCAGUGGUUGUACACGAUGAUUCUGUUGCCCUAUGAAAUACUUUGGAUGAUUCAUUCGUGGUUCACGCGAAUGCUUCCGGACUGUUGCACCCCCGGACUCUUGCCAGUUAUAGGCGCCGCGGUCAAGCCCGUGGGAACAUGGUUUCUGUGCGUGGGACCAAUUUUCAUCUUUCCAUUUUGGCUCUUGCUCGUCGCGAUGAGCCUGGGGCUUUGGAGUUAUGCCCGUAGCAAGCUGAUUUGGUGGUGGGGGAUGAGUUGGCCAUUUUGGGCCAUGAUUCUACUGCAGUUCUGGGCUGUGUUCGUGUGCAUUUUGUUUGCAAUCAUCUACCUAGUGUACGUGAUUUUGACAGGAGGGGUGCAACCGAUACACUCAACCAAGAAGAACGCAAAAGAUUUACAGGUGGAACAGCAAGCCCUCUGGAAUCUACAGCCUCAGGCGGUCCAAGAGGAUUUUUUCCUACCAGUUGGACAGAGUGGAGUUGAGACCCAGCAGGGCGAGGCACAUGCUUUGGAAGCGCAGCUAUCUGUUGCAGAAGACGCACAUGCACUAGAAGAACAGCAGAUUGUCCCAGACUUGACGACGCUUACAGCAGGUUUGAAGUGUCAGAUUGUGUCCGCGGCACUUGCUAUCCAGGCCAAUUACGCUGUCUUGCAGCUUUUUGUCAUUGUCUUCUGCCGACUUCUUCUACACAGUGAUUCUGAGAAGAAUGCGGUCAAUGCCUACAAGACCACGAUAUCAGAGCGUCACAUUGCAACCUACAUGGACUACCUCAACAGCUUGGUCACACAGGCCGAUGCUGCUGUUGGGUUCAGCGCCCUUGUGCGCCUCUGGUGCCGCCAAGCAUAUGCUGCCUGGAACGUCCUUUGAAGCUUCGGCGCAGUUUCCAUCAGGUCUCCGGAACAGGUUGAUGAGCAGCUUCAGGUGCCCAAGUUUUUCCAUGAACAGAAGACGUUCAUUUUUUGGGCAUGCCGUUGUGUGAAGCAUCCCCCGUGUCGUCCCGCAAUUGCUGGGCGGACAAAUGGGAACUUCACAGUAUGGUGAACGGCAGACACUUUUUUUAAGGCUUGCAUGCAACCAUUAUGGAAGGCCCACAAGAGGCUUGCCAUUUGCACGCAUCAGUUUUCCUUGCAGUAGACGACCUUACUUCUGCAGUUUAGUUGGUAACUUCCUAUGGCCUUGAUGGCUGAUGGAGAAAA